AUGCUGCUGGAGCGGGUCCGCGGCGGCUCGGAGAAGGCAGCGGAGCUCUGCCCCUUCCCGCGGAGCCCAGAGAUCCCGCUGUGCGCCGGCUGCAACCAGCACAUCGUGGACAGGUUCAUCCUCAAGGUCCUGGACCGGCACUGGCACAGCAAGUGCCUGAAAUGCUCCGACUGCCAGACGCAGCUGGCCGAGAAGUGCUUCAGCCGCGGGGACGGCGUGUACUGCAAGGAGGACUUCUUCAAGCGCUUCGGGACGAAGUGUGCCGCCUGCCAGCAGGGCAUCCCCCCGACCCAGGUGGUGCGGCGGGCGCAGGACUUCGUGUACCACCUGCACUGCUUCGCCUGCAUCGUCUGCAAGCGGCAGCUGGCCACCGGCGACGAGUUCUACCUGAUGGAGGACAGCAGGCUGGUCUGCAAGGCCGACUACGAGACGGCCAAGCAGAGAGAGGCUGAGUCGACGGCCAAGCGGCCCCGCACCACCAUCACGGCCAAGCAGCUGGAGACCCUGAAAAACGCCUACAACAACUCGCCCAAGCCGGCGCGGCACGUCCGGGAGCAGCUCUCGUCGGAGACCGGGCUGGACAUGCGGGUGGUGCAGGUGUGGUUCCAGAACCGCCGGGCCAAGGAGAAGAGGCUGAAGAAGGACGCGGGGAGGCAGCGGUGGGGGCAGUACUUCAGGAACAUGAAGCGCUCCCGGGGCGCCUCCAAGUCCGACAAGGACAGCAUCCAGGAGGAGGGCCCCGACAGCGACGCCGAGGUCUCCUUCACAGACGAGCCCUCCAUGUCCGAGAUGAGCCACUCCAACGGGAUUUACAGCAACCUCAGCGAGGCGUCCCCGGCUCUGGGGAGGCAGGCUGGGACCAACGGGAGCUUUGCUCUGGAUCACAGCGGCAUCCCAGCUCAGGACCAGUACCACGACUUGCGCUCCAACAGCCCCUACGGGAUACCCCAGUCCCCAGCCUCCUUGCAAGCGCUGCCGGGCCACCAGCCUUUAAUCUCCAGCUUGGUUUACCCCGACAACAGCCUGGGCAUCAUGGGACAAGGCGGACAGGGGGUGCCCCAGCCCAUGAGGGUCCUGGCCGGGAACGGACCCAGCUCCGACCUCUCCACCGGCAGCAGCGGGGGGUACCCGGAUUUUCCUGCCAGCCCGGCCUCGUGGCUGGACGAAGUCGACCACGCUCAGUUUUGA
This is a messenger RNA of Cygnus atratus (black swan), 1188 nucleotides long. It is a transcript of the gene LHX3, whose product is annotated as LIM homeobox 3. The record is from RefSeq and is a predicted model, not a curated record. Bases 1 to 1188 code for a protein of 395 amino acids. NCBI's taxonomy places the organism in Eukaryota, Metazoa, Chordata, Aves, Anseriformes, Anatidae. Gene Ontology annotation, molecular function: RNA polymerase II transcription regulatory region sequence-specific DNA binding; DNA-binding transcription factor activity, RNA polymerase II-specific. The transcript is spliced from 6 exons. Gene Ontology annotation, cellular component: nucleus. Gene Ontology annotation, biological process: regulation of transcription by RNA polymerase II; neuron differentiation.